Messenger RNA from Austrofundulus limnaeus, 411 nucleotides. RefSeq names its product calcium-activated potassium channel subunit beta-4. Lineage: Eukaryota; Metazoa; Chordata; Actinopteri; Cyprinodontiformes; Rivulidae. The record is from RefSeq and is a predicted model, not a curated record. Gene Ontology annotation, cellular component: membrane; voltage-gated potassium channel complex. Gene Ontology annotation, biological process: potassium ion transport; detection of calcium ion. Gene Ontology annotation, molecular function: potassium channel regulator activity; calcium-activated potassium channel activity.
UCCUCAUCCUCCUGCUGCUCCUGCUGCUGCUCCUCCUCUCCUCUCCAUGCCGGAGCUCGGCUCCUCCGGGCUGCCAUGGCGAAGAUCCGGGUCUCGUACGAGUACUCCGAGGCGGAGGACAAGAGCAUCCGUCUGGGUCUGUUCCUGAUCGCCUGCGGGAUCCUGAGCCUCUUCAUCCUGGGCUUCUGCUGGCUCAGUCCGACCCUGCAGAGUCUGGAGAGCAAAGCUGCCAACUGCACGGUGGUGUCGGUCCUGCGUCCUGAGGAGAUGUUUGAGUGUGUGUUCACCUGCGGGGCGGACUGUAAGGGGACGUCCCUCUACCCCUGCCUGCAGGUCUUCGUCAACAACUCUGAGUCCAACUCUGUGGUUCUGCUGCACCACAACGAGCAGCAGCUGGUCCUCAACCCCAAG